This is a messenger RNA of Setaria italica (foxtail millet), 1023 nucleotides long. Its product is annotated as probable ribose-5-phosphate isomerase 3, chloroplastic. Bases 86 to 904 code for a protein of 272 amino acids. The transcript is spliced from 2 exons. Gene Ontology annotation, molecular function: ribose-5-phosphate isomerase activity. Gene Ontology annotation, biological process: pentose-phosphate shunt, non-oxidative branch. Lineage: Eukaryota; Viridiplantae; Streptophyta; Magnoliopsida; Poales; Poaceae. The record is from RefSeq and is a predicted model, not a curated record.
CCUCGCCUCCUCCUCCCCACACUCCUCACCCUCCGAGCUCCAGCGCCUCCCACCACCACACACCCACCCACACGCGCCGCCUCCCAUGGCCGCCACCGCCAUCUCCGUCCGCCUCCACCCGGCGGCCGCGCGCCACGUCACCGCGGCGCGCCGCGCCCGCCUCGGGGCCGUCCGCGCGCAGUCCGCGCCGGCGGCGGCGGCGCUGACGCAGGACGACCUGAAGCGGCUGGCGGCGGUGCGCGCGGUGGAGCAGGUGCAGAGCGGGAUGGUGCUGGGUCUCGGGACGGGGUCCACGGCCGCCUUCGCCGUCGCCGAGAUCGGCGCGCUCCUCGCCUCUGGCAAGCUCGAGAAGAUCGUCGGCGUGCCCACCUCCAAGCGCACCUUUGAGCAGGCGCAGUCGCUCGGCAUCCCGCUCUCCACGCUCGACGACCACCCGCUCAUCGACCUCGCCAUCGACGGCGCCGACGAGGUUGACCCAGACCUUAACCUUGUGAAAGGGCGGGGUGGUGCGCUUCUCCGUGAGAAGAUGGUUGAGGCUGCAUCAGACAAGUUUAUUGUUGUUGUUGACGAGACAAAACUAGUUGAUGGAUUAGGAGGAAGUGGUCUAGCCAUGCCAGUGGAAGUUGUGCAGUUCUGCUGGAAGUAUAACCUAGUAAGGUUGCAGGAACUGUUUAAGGAGGAAGGAGUCGAGGCAAAGCUAAGAUUGGAAGGUGACAAACCUUAUGUUACUGACAACUCAAACUACAUUGUCGACUUAUACUUCAAGACACCAAUCAAGGACGCAUUGGCAGCGGGGGAGGCAAUUGCAGCUUUGGAAGGAGUUGUUGACCAUGGGUUGUUCUUGAACAUGGCGAGUUCGGUGAUCAUUGCUGGAUCAGACGGUGUCAGUGUCAAAACAAAGUGAGUUUUGGGUUACUUGUUAUUUUGGUGUUGAACUUACGAUUUUUCGUUGUAUAAGCUAUUGGUGUAAAAGCACUCAAUAAGAUGCUUCAAUAAAUGUUUCCCCAAUGUUCUACUGGUUCA